Molecule: messenger RNA, 4904 nt
Organism: Gadus morhua (Atlantic cod)
Lineage: Eukaryota; Metazoa; Chordata; Actinopteri; Gadiformes; Gadidae
Gene: sel1l
Product: SEL1L adaptor subunit of SYVN1 ubiquitin ligase
Exons: 21
Coding region: 469-2949 (826 amino acids)
Biological process (GO): ERAD pathway
Cellular component (GO): endoplasmic reticulum membrane
Molecular function (GO): protein binding
Source: RefSeq, a predicted model, not a curated record
CUGGAGAAAUAGGAAGUGCUGUUUAGUAGUAGCGGCUUACGGGUUAACCCUGGCAUCUGAUGACAUUUAAUCAAGGGCCUCUGACAGUUUUUCUAAUGGUUAGUCGAAAUAUAAUGGGGUUCUGUUUCAACGUUGCGCAUCAGUAGUAGAGGACGGUGUCUCCUUUCUAAAGAUUAAUGCACACGAUAGCCCGAAUCCCUAGCUAACGUUAGCUACCGUGUUAGCCACCGGCUAAUCAUAACAGUCCCGAGUCUUGAGUUCUGUUCUUGGUUGGUUGAAUAACGUGCGUAAUAAUAAUCGGUAUCACACGAUAUGGCAUUAUUUGCAAUGGGAGUUAAUUGGUAGUUUUUCAUACGUUCUUUAUGAAGGACACAACGUGUCAACGUCGGACCAAACGAACUGGAUGUUCUGCAAUAGCAAUUUCCAAAGCUACAGCUAGCAGCUUGUAAGCUUGUUUCCAGUACAACGAUGGGCUGCGAGAGGUUGUAUAACUCAGCGAAGUUACUGUGUGUCUUCAGCAUUGUUCUGGUUGUCUUGGCUAAAGGGAUUACUGCUGAGGAAGAUCAAUAUGGAAAUGAAGUUUCAGAGUUAAAGUCCUACCAUGACCCUGAGAAUGAAGAAGAAAGUGAGGCAGUAAGGUCAAGAGUUGUAGCUGGGGGCAGCGUGUCCUCUACGUCCACGUCUGAGCAGCCAGACCCCCUGGAUGACCGGCUGGAGGGGGAGGAACGAGAGGACUUGCCUGACCAGCCUCCCCCGAUCAUGGAGCGACCUAUAGAGAUUCCUGUGGUGAACGGGGGUACCGCCAACGGAGAGGCCUGCAUGUUCCCAUUCCUCUUCCAGGGCCAAGAGUACUCCCAGUGCACCACCGACGGGCGGAGCGACGGCAGGCUGUGGUGCUCCACCUCCUACGACUACGACCAGGAGAAGAGAUGGGGCUUCUGCGAGACGGAGGAGCAGCAGGAGCAGAGACAGCAGGCGGAGGAGGCGGAGGAGCUGUACCAGGCGGUCGUCCGCCUGCUCAACACCACCACCCGAAAGAGCCACAAGAAAGAGCUGUACGAGAAGCUGCAGAAGGUGGCUGAGAAGGGCCACCACAAGGCCAUGGAGAAGGUGGCGUACGCCAUGCUGUUCGGAGACUACUUGGCCCAGAACGUGCCCAGAGCCAAGGAAAUGUUUGAGAAGCUGGCCAAGGAAGGGUCGCCCAAGGCCCAGACGGCACUUGGCUUCUUGUAUGCUGCAGGGCUGGGAGUCAACUCUAGCCAAGCAAAGGCCCUCGUGUACUACACCUUCGGAGCCCUGGGUGGAAACAUGGUGGCCCAUAUGAUCCUGGGGUACAGAUACUGGGGUGGAGUGGGAGUGCCCCAGAGCUGUGAAUCUGCGCUGACACACUACAGGCUGGUGGCCAAUCAGGUGGCCAGCGACGUGACCCUGACCGGGAGCAGUGCCGUGCAGAGGAUACGUCUGCUGGACGAGGUGGAGAACCCGGGCUCCACCAGCGGCAUGCUGGAGGAGGACCUGAUCCAGUACUACCAGUUCCUGGCUGAGAAGGGAGACGUCCAGGCCCAGGUGGGACUUGGCCAGCUCCAUCUGCACGGAGGACGAGGAGUGGAGCAGAACCACCAGAGGGCGUACGACUACUUCAACCAGGCUGCCAACGCGGGCAACACCCACGCUAUGGCCUUCCUCGGCAAGAUGUACUCUGAAGGCAGCGAGUUUGUCCCCCAGAACAAUGAGACUGCCCUGCAGUACUUCAAGAAAGCCUCAGACUUGGGUAACCCUGUGGGACAGAGUGGUCUGGGGAUGGCCUACCUGUAUGGAAGAGGUGUCCAAGUGAACUAUGAGCUGGCGCUGAAAUACUUCCAGAAGGCGGCGGAACAGGGCUGGGUGGACGGACAGCUUCAACUGGGCACCAUGUAUUACAGUGGCAUCGGCGUGAAGCGGGACUACAAGCAGGCGCUCAAGUUCUUUAACCUGGCGUCCCAGGCGGGCCACAUCCUGGCCUUCUACAACCUAGCCCAGAUGCACGCCACCGGCACCGGGGUCAUGCGCUCCUGCCACACGGCCGUGGAGCUCUUCAAGAACGUGUGCGAGCGCGGCCGCUGGUCGGAGCGUCUGAUGGGGGCCUACGCCGGCUUCAAGGAGGGCGACGUGGACGCCUCUCUGGUCCAGUACCUGCUGCUGGCCGAGCAGGGCUACGAGGUGGCCCAGAGCAACGUGGCCUUCAUCCUGGACCAGACCGAAGGGGCUCAGGUGUUCCUGGAGAACGAGACGUACCCGCGGGCCCUGCUCCACUGGACCCGGGCCGCGGCUCAGGGCUACACGGUGGCCCGGAUCAAGCUGGGGGACUACCACUUCUACGGCUACGGCACGGACGUGGACUACGAGACGGCCGUCAUCCACUACCGGCUGGCGUCGGAGCAGCAGCACAGCGCCCAGGCCAUGUUCAACCUGGGCUACAUGCACGAGAAGGGCCUGGGCAUCAAGCAGGACAUCCACCUGGCCAAGCGCUUCUACGACAUGGCGGCGGAGGCCAGUCCGGACGCCCAGGUGCCCGUCUUCCUGGCGCUGUGUAAGCUGGGCCUGGUCUACGCCCUGCAGUACCUGCACGACCUCAACGUGGACGAGCUCCUGACCCAGGUGGACCUGGACCAGAUCCUGGGCCCCGAGUGGGACCUCUACCUCAUGACCGUCAUCGCCCUGAUGCUGGGCACCGUCAUCGCCUACCGCCAGCGCCAGCACCAGAUGGUGGUGCCCCCCCGGCCCCCGGCCCCCGCCCCCGCCCCCGCCCAGGCCCCCGCCCAGGCCCCGGCUCCUACCCCACCCCCGGCCCCCCAGGACCAGGACCAGGACCAGGACCAGCAGCCAGACCAGGCCUUGCCCGAGCAGCCCGCAGGAGGGACUGAAGGGCCCGCUCAGGACGCACCGGCAGAGCCAGAGCAGCAGCUUUGAGGGAGAGGAACACACACACACACACACAACACGCCACACAGCACACACGCACACAUUCACAUACACACAUCGCACGGAGGGAAGCCAGCAAGGGACAGAAAUCAAAAGGCUGUGGAACACGGGGACUGUGCUAAGCCCCGCCCCUUCCCCCAUGGAUUAGCCGUCGCUAACAUGCUAGCGACCAGCUAGCGCAUAGCAUAUUCCCCCUGAUCCUUAACCUGCUUCCCUCCGCAUGAAAACGAGAAAAAGAAGUCUAGAAAUGUUAUGCUGGGUUUUUGUCGCUAUUCACCAUUUGGGAAUUUUUAAGUAGGAGGCAGAAAAUAAGUGAGGGAAUAAGUAAGGGAAAACACAGACUUUGGACUUGUCAGUUUGUGACUCUGGGUUUUUACCCUGCCGACCUUCUCUCUCUCUCUCUAUCUCUAUCUCUCUCUCCCCCUCUCUCUCUCUCUCUCUCUCUAUCUCUAUCUCUAUCUCUAUCUCUAUCUCUAUCUCUCUCUUUCUCUCCAUGGAAUCAGCCACAGAUCAACGGGUCCCUGUCCGAUCUUUGGGACAAAUAAAAUAACUUGGAAUCAGUUCAGUGGUGCUUGUAUUUCACUUCCUUCUCCCCUUCUAAAAGGGACCUAUACUGCCACAGUUUUACUUUGUUGUGGGGUAUUUUUCCUCUCUCUCUCUUGGGAGAGUGAACUCAAGUCAGUCACGCUCUAUGGCGUCAUGAUAUAGUCUUCUUACAUAACGUGGUCUUAUCUUACUGCAUGUUUUUGCUCCUCGUUUUUUGCUGAAUUUUGCGCUUCAUUUUGGAACAGACCGUUUUGUUUGGGUAAAACUUUCUUUACGAUUGGAUGAAAGAACAAGUUCUCUCAUGGCAAAAACACCUCUUGGCACAUCAUUUUAAGUAUCAUUUGUAUAAAUUGAAAUAUAUUGACUUCUGUUCAAUUCUGAUUCUUACCUAGAGGAUAAGUUAACACUGGAAUUAAUGAGGACCGCUAGAUGUUCUCUUAAAGCCAUUUCUCUGUCAGCAAAACAAAUAUUGGUGGUUGUGGAAGAAAUACAUUAUGGAAUGUACGAAAUUAACCUUUUUAGACUCUUGGGAAUAUAGGUUGCUAAUUGUGUCUUGGUUACGUUGAGUCAUCUCGUGUGUGUGUGUGUGUGUGUGUAGACUUUUCAGUGCAAGAGAAUCCUUGCUCUGCAUAAUGUGCUGUGUGCCUAUCAGAGUGCGUUGGCUUUGAACCACAGUUCAAAGGUCACCGAGGGAUUAAUUUAAUUCAAGAUAGUUUCCUGUGGCUCUCUGAAGUUUCCUUUGUGGCGAGUGCUUAAUUAUUUUUAUUGUAUUUUUUUGUCACAGCUUGUUGUGGCCAAAUUUGUUUCUCCUUUUUCUUCCUCAUGCACAAAUGCGUGGAGCAGGCCUCUUCAUUAAAAUGGUGGCACACAAUGUCUUUGUGUAUGGUUCCAUAAUGUCAGCUUUUUGGAGAGUAUAUCCACCCUCCUCAGGAGGCCAUUUUGGAUCCCCACUGGAGGAGAUUCAGCCGCUCAAAUGGAGAUGGACACUGGUCGAAUGGAGAUGGUCACUGGUCAAAUGGAUAUGGACACUGGUCUUGCAAUGGGAAGCGAUUCGCUUGUAGAAUCUGUUGGAACGAAGCAAAUACAUUUAUUUUCAACAUUUUGCCAAUUGCUUUUCUCAACAAUUUUUCCAUCUGGCCACUGUUUUGUUUUUGUCGUAUUAUCCUUAAUACUUUUCUUUGGCAAUAAAAACCGAGCAAAAUAGAGGAAAGUUGUGUAGAGAAGCAUGUUGUGAGUGACGAACAGUGAAAUAUUUUGACCAGCCCCCUGUAUAAAAGUAACUAGUCUUAUUCUAAUUUUGUUUAAACUUAAACAAACACUGGCAUAAGACUUAAUGACUGCAUUUUUACCAUCACGAUGAGUUUGUACUGAAAAGAAUAAAAGACGUGGAUAUUUAA